AUGCAAUUGGCCAGAGCAGUUGCGGCGGUAAUCGUCGUCGGAGCAGGCCCUUCGGGCCUAAUUCUAGGCCUCCUACUCGCCAAACAAGGCAUUGAAGUCGAACUCCUCGAUGCCGGCGCCCAGCUAGACGACCAGCCCCGCGCAGCACAUUAUGCCUCUCCGGCGGCCUAUGAGCUAGAACGAGCCGGCGUCCUGGACGAUGUCAAAGCGCGCGGCAUAACACCCAAGGGAUUCGCCUGGAGAAAGAUGGACACUACCUUCAUCGCGGGAAUGAAGCUCGACGUGUUGCCAGACGACUAUCCCUACAAGAUGCAAGUCCUUCCCCUGGAUCGCCUCGGGGUACUUUUGUACGAACAUAUUCAGCGCCAGCCUACCGCACAUGUGAAAUGGUCUCAUCGUGUCGUUAAAAUUGGUCAAGAUCAAGAGAAAGCAUGGGUUGACAUUGAGACGCCCGAGGGCAUAGUGCGAUCCGAAGGAGACUAUGUUAUUGGUUGUGAUGGGGCAAGUAGUACCGUGCGGAGGGAAUUAUUUGGUCCUGAAUAUCCGGGUGAAACAUUGGAUGCACAGAUCGUCGCUACGAAUGUUUAUUACGACUUGGAGCGCUUCGGGUACUGGGAUAGCAACUUUAUUGUCCAUCCCACGAACUGGUACAUGGCAGCUCGCAUCACUGCGGACGGGCUAUAUCGUAUAUCUUAUGGAGAUAUCCCGGGUCUCACUAAAGAAGAGUAUAUUGCCCGUCAACCUCAACGGUGGGAAGAGAUUUUGCCCGGGAAUCCGAAGCCGGAUCAAUACAAGAUCGUCAAUUGCAACCCGUAUAAACUACAGCAACGAUGUGCGCCGAGUUUCCGGGUUGGGAGGAUAGUCCUUGCGGCAGAUGCGGCACAUGUUUGCAAUCCAUUUGGUGGUCUUGGCCUUACGGGUGGCAUCGUCGACGUGGGAAACCUCUUUGACUCCCUAAUGGGUAUCCACAAGGGACUGGCGGAUGACAGUAUCCUUGACAAAUACGCCGAGGUCCGGAAGCGCAUGUGGGAGGAGGUCAUUGAUCCCAUGUCUCGUGAAAACUUCCGACGGCUCCAUAAUCAGGACCCGGAUAAAGCACGGGACAAUGAUGACUUUUUCCAAACACUGAUUAAAGCUGAGAAGGAUGAGGAACUUGCAAAAGGGUUUGCUCUGGGGUUGAAUGUGCUGCAGCAUGAUAUGACACAGUACUACACUAAGAAGGAUGCAUAG
Molecule: messenger RNA, 1230 nt
Organism: Penicillium atrosanguineum
Lineage: Eukaryota; Fungi; Ascomycota; Eurotiomycetes; Eurotiales; Aspergillaceae
Product: FAD-dependent oxidoreductase
Exons: 5
Coding region: 1-1230 (409 amino acids)
Biological process (GO): ubiquinone biosynthetic process
Cellular component (GO): mitochondrion
Molecular function (GO): FAD binding; oxidoreductase activity
Source: RefSeq, a predicted model, not a curated record